Molecule: messenger RNA, 1260 nt
Organism: Chaetomium globosum CBS 148.51
Lineage: Eukaryota; Fungi; Ascomycota; Sordariomycetes; Sordariales; Chaetomiaceae
Exons: 3
Coding region: 1-1260 (419 amino acids)
Biological process (GO): glycolytic process
Cellular component (GO): phosphopyruvate hydratase complex
Molecular function (GO): phosphopyruvate hydratase activity; magnesium ion binding
Source: RefSeq, a predicted model, not a curated record
AUGACCAUCUCCAAGAUCCACGCUCGUUACGUGUACGACUCUCGCGGUAACCCUACCGUCGAGGUCGAUGUUCACGAGGCUUGCGAGCUCCGCGACGGCGACAAGACCAAGUGGGGUGGCAAGGGUGUCCUCCAGGCCGUCAAGAAUGUCAACGAGGUCAUCGGUCCCGCCAUCAUCAAGGAGAACAUCGACGUCAAGGACCAGUCCAAGGUUGACAAGUUCUUGAUUGACCUCGAUGGCACCGCCAACAAGACCAAGCUUGGUGCCAACGCCAUCCUUGGUGUGAGCUUGGCUAUUGCCAAGGCCGGCGCUGCCGAGAAGAGUGUGCCUCUCUAUGCUCACAUCUCGGACCUCGCUGGCACCAAGAAGCCCUACGUCCUCCCCGUUCCCUUCAUGAACGUCCUCAACGGCGGUUCCCACGCUGGUGGUCGCCUGGCUUUCCAGGAGUUCAUGAUCGUCCCGUCUGCUGCGCCUUCGUUCUCCGAGGCCAUGCGCCAGGGUGCUGAGGUCUACCAGAAGCUGAAGGGCCUGGCCAAGAAGAAGUACGGCCAGUCCGCCGGCAACGUUGGCGAUGAGGGUGGUGUUGCCCCCGAUAUUCAGACCCCCAAGGAGGCCCUCGACCUGAUCAUGGAGGCCAUCGAGGAGGCUGGCUACAAGGACCAGAUGAAGAUCGCCAUGGAUGUGGCCUCGAGUGAGUUCUACAAGACGGACGCCAAGAAGUACGACCUUGACUUCAAGAACCCCGAGAGCGACCCGAGCAAGUGGCUCACGUACGAGGAGCUUGCCAACCUGUACAGCGAGCUCUCCAAGACCUACCCGAUCGUCAGCAUCGAGGACCCCUUCGCCGAGGAUGACUGGGAGGCCUGGAGCUACUUCUACAAGUCCCAGGACAUCCAGAUCGUUGCUGAUGACCUGACGGUCACCAACCCCCUCCGCAUCAAGCAGGCCAUUGAGCUCAAGGCGGCCAACGCUCUGCUGCUCAAGGUCAACCAGAUUGGCACUCUCACCGAGUCGAUCCAGGCCGCCAAGGACUCGUAUGCCGACGGCUGGGGCGUCAUGGUGUCCCACCGCUCCGGUGAGACCGAGGAUGUCACCAUCUCGGAUGUUGUCGUCGGUAUCCGCUCUGGCCAGAUCAAGACCGGUGCCCCGUGCCGGUCUGAGCGUCUUGCCAAGCUCAACCAGAUCCUCCGCAUCGAGGAGGAGCUCGGUGACAAUGCCGUCUAUGCCGGCGAGAACUUCCGCAAGGCGGUUCAGCUGUAA